Xyrauchen texanus (razorback sucker) is the source of this 2258-nucleotide messenger RNA. RefSeq names its product mannose-P-dolichol utilization defect 1a (gene mpdu1a). NCBI's taxonomy places the organism in Eukaryota, Metazoa, Chordata, Actinopteri, Cypriniformes, Catostomidae. The transcript has 8 exons. The coding region runs from base 324 to 1097 and encodes 257 amino acids. The record is from RefSeq and is a predicted model, not a curated record. Gene Ontology annotation, biological process: oligosaccharide biosynthetic process.
CACUAAAAGUAUAGUUUGCGAAAACCGUAAAAUAAGUGUUUCCCGAACGUAUCGUUCAAUUGAAUCAAAUCAUCAUCACAGGGAAUAUCGGUCCAUUAGGGAGUGCUGACAGGAUCUGGAAAGAACAGAAAGCUAACAGUAAAAUCUCUGAACAUAGAGACAUGCACGCCCCUUUAAAACUUCAAUUCCAUUGGUUUAGAUGAAGUAGUUUAGUGAAAUUUGCCAAAUAUUUAUGUCCGAAUCAUAACAUUUCUUCUGAAUGGUCAGUUAAGAAGACUUACGAUCAGACGUGUAACUCUAAUUUAAUUUCGAAUCCAGGAACUAUGGACAAGUCUGACGAACGGACGAUGUCUUCUUUCAAAGAAUUUUUACUGACUUUCUUCAUGCCAGAAAAAUGUUUUGAACAAUUUUUCCUUUAUUACAACUUUAUGCACGUACCCUGUCUGAGGAUUAUCCUGAGUAAGACUAUGGGAAUAUAUAUUUUGAUGGGAACUGUUUUUGCCCCGUUGCUUCAGAUUUGGAAAGUUCUUUGGUCUGGCAGUUCUGUUGGACUGUGUCUGAUUUCUGUUGUUUUAGAACUGUUGGCCAUCUCUGCCUAUACUGCUUUCUGCUACAAACAACAAUUUCCCAUUGGAGCCUGGGGGGAAGGUUUGUUUACACUGAUCCAGAUUGCUGUCCUCGCUUUUCUCAUUCAGCACUACAGAGGGAAAACCAUUAAAGGUUUAUAUUUCCUUGCUCUAUACUGUGGCUUUAUGUUCCUCCUGGCUUCACCUUUGACCCCUGUGUCAGUGGUUUGGACCAUGCAUGAAUGGAAUGUGCUGUUGGUUAUUGCUGGCAGAUUGAUCCAGGCAUGCAGUAACUACAGAUGCGGUCACACAGGGCAGAUCUCUGCUCUGUCUGUUGUUCUGGUGUUUCUCGGCUCUCUAGGCCGUAUAUUUAGUUUACUACAGGAGACGGGCCUUUCUUUCUCGACGCAGAUGCAUGCACUGGCCAGUUGUUGCAGUGGGAUGAUCCUAGCCCAGGUUUUGUUAUACUGGAAUAAAUGUCUGACAAGCAAAGAGCAAGAGGUGCAAGUGGAGAAAGAGAAGGCUGAAUAGAAGAGGUAAAAUAAACUCUGGCUAUAUGCAGAAUGUCUCAUAGUACCUCUGGUAGCACAGUAUAUUGGAACACUUAUUCUGAGUCAAGUGCAAAGCAAUGUAUAGCACUCGAGAACUCCUAAACCUUACACCCUGAAAUAAACAUUACAAUGGAUGAAUGUAAAAAUGGAUGUGUACAAAUGAGUCAUCAAAGGGAUCUUUUGCUAGAAAUGUUUUAAUUUUAACAAAUCUAACCUAACUUGCUGAGUUGGUAAGUAGCUAAGCAAUGGCACUGGUGCCCUCAUAUUUGAUGUUGUACAAAUCCUGUUGGGUGUAAAAUAGCAUCACUUGGCAUUUCUGUCUAUUUUAUUAAUUUAAAUGGUUCUUUGAUUGACAAAAACUCAAUCUUAUAAAAAUAACACAAUUGUUUAAAAAAUGUUUGACUAUUCCGGUGUCACAUGCAGUGCUUACUGUAGAAAUAAGUACUUAAUUGGCAGUUAAACAGAACAUUUAGUUUGAAUGGGAGCUAGGGGAUCAGGCUUGAGCCAAACAUCUUUCAUUUGGCAGUGCUGACUUGUUUAUUAUCCAGUUAGAACAUUAGUGAAAGCUCUCAAUAAUCUGAUCCUUUAUAUUUACGUUAGCAUUUAGUAGCAUUUUCUUCUUAUUUGUCAAACAUUUGGUUUUUUUCCUGUAACCUAAACUUUCUUUGAAAUAUGACUGUAUAUCAGUUAAUACGUUAUUGACUUCUGAUUUUGAAAUGCAUAGUCAUUCAUGCAUCAUAAAGUGAUGUCUGUUUCUGAUGGCAAAGAGAUCAAAUGAAAGACUCAUGGCUAAAUUAUAUUCAGAUAUUUGAUGGAUCUUAAUCAAACCAUGUUUCACACUUUGUGUUGUCGCCACUGGUCUCAGUGUUGAUAUCAAAUAAAUUUUGGGUUGAUUCAUAUGUAAAAAGUGUUAAUAAAACUAUUGUUUGCUUACUUUACACGUGCUACACUACAAAACAAUAAUCAGUGGAAAUAAAAUUUUUUAUUAAAAUAAUAAAUCUGAAAAGCCUUGAGCUCUCUUCUCUCCUCUUCUCAAGUGAAGUUCUCAUUAGGAUGCAUUUUGCAUUUGCAGAAAUACACCACUAGGUGGCAGAAGAGUAUUAAAAAAAAAUGUUUCCCCUGAAUAAAUUGCUGUUAUUCU